CAGUUCACAGUCUAACAGGAGCAGCGGCAGCAGCAGCAACAGCAGCAGAAGGAGGAGGAGGAGGAGGGAAGACUCUCAGCCAACUCCAGAUUUUCUGCUAGUUGUGUUUUUAUUACAGUAACACUUGGGGAUUUUUGUAUGCUGAAAGGGCUAAACCCCACAGUCAGGAUGCAUGUGUCUCUUAUUGUGGGCUGGGCAAUUGUACUGGCCGCGCUGUGUGUCAGAGUGGAAGCCAAACCUGCAGUUCAGCCGCACCAGAAGUCGCUACGAGCUUUGCUUGGGGAAGAGCUGGCCGAAUACUUGGCCUCCGGGGAGAGAGGGGACAGAAAUAUCGACCCCAAAUUCCGUGCCAGACUCCUGCGCGACUUGAGAGCCGACACCAGGUCGCGGGCAGCUUGGUCGAGGUUACUCAACGAACACCCCAAUACCCGCAAGUACAAGGGGGUCAACAAGAAAGCGCUCGCCAAGGGCUGCUUCGGACUCAAACUGGACCGCAUUGGCGCUAUGAGCGGACUGGGCUGUUAAGAGCUGGAGCGCCAUCUAGUGGCGGCUCCGAACAUUGACAACGGUUUUCUGAUCACUGGUCGUUAUCCUGUCUUAGAGUGGACGCCGAGCUGAGGAUCCUCUGAUUCCCCAAUGUCAGAGAUUCUCUAGCAGUGGCACAGGCCGGUACGAUGGGACACAGGACCUGCUGUUACCACAUGUCGUCUUUCAUUCUGUUCCCAGCGCGCAAGAGCCAUACGUGUGCGUGCCAUGUACAUAUCUGUAACCAGGGCUCCCUAGAUGUUUACAUAUCAGUUCAGACACGUGUUUCACCUGUGGGGUGCCCAAGCAGACUCUUACACGUGUUCUUCAUGUGUAGUGUGACUAGGCUCUGUAUGUGCUAAACCAUUCCUUAUCCAUGCUCUGUUGAUGUUUCAGCCGCAUGGAUAUCUUCGUCAGACUACAGUACCCUUCAUAUACCACUUGGUAGCCCACCUAAGCUGCUGGCCUCUUUCAGAGAAUAUAGUGAAUUCCUAGCCCCUGCGGACAUAUGGAAAGAUUGCAGUGCAUCCUGGGAGCUCUCACCCAGUCCUGUGUCACAGAGCAGAUAUCUGCCCUAUUGAGUAAAAACACUGACGUGCAACUUUUAUUUACCUAUAUUUAGUCUGUAGUAAAUUCAUACCUUAUUUUGGGGCCCACAUUUAAUUAAUGUUCAGUUCAGUUGAUUAAGCAUUUCACAGAGGUCACUUAUACAUUACAUGUGCAUUGUAUUUAGAAUAGUCAUUAAAGGGCUGUAAAUACAUGGCCCGCACGGUCAGUUAUGGUACAGUGAAACUCACAGCAGGGUUCUAGUUGUUAUCAGACAUCUCAAAGCUAAUCAGACAAUGCAAUAAAAUUGCUUCUAAUCGUGGAGAGCGUACCUUGGCGACCGGGUGAAUGAUAUAACAGAUUUGAUAACAAAGACAGCAGGUUCUGUUUAAAAACCCAAACUGUGUUUCUCAGGCAAAAUGAUUUAUUAAGAUGCAACCAGGACUGGUUGAGACUGCCUCAGAUGCAUUGGACCUUGCAGGCCCCUCAGGCUAAAGGAAACACUCACAACUCUUGAGUUUGCACUCACACUAAACUUUCUACCUAACAGGCCCCCAACCUGGUUAAAGAGCCAAUGCCCCAUCCAGCAGUUCAACUGUCCAAUUUCUUGGGAUACAUGUAUUCGGUAGGAGGGAGACUGGCAGAGCUGUCUGUACAUUCACACCAUGCAUUGAUGUAUUUAAGUUGUAAAGCUAUUUAUAUUGUUUAUAAGAGAUAUUUAUAAAAAAAUCUUUUAUUUAUGUAAUUAAAUGAACGGGGUCAAACAUUGUAACAUUUUGUCCUAAAUAGCUGAAACUUUUAAAAAAUAAAGAAAAUAAUAAAAAAUAGUUCAUUUGA
This is a messenger RNA of Xenopus laevis (African clawed frog), 1908 nucleotides long. RefSeq names its product natriuretic peptide C L homeolog (gene nppc.L). Gene Ontology annotation, molecular function: hormone activity. NCBI's taxonomy places the organism in Eukaryota, Metazoa, Chordata, Amphibia, Anura, Pipidae. The record is from RefSeq and is a predicted model, not a curated record. The transcript has 3 exons. The coding region runs from base 139 to 525 and encodes 128 amino acids. Gene Ontology annotation, biological process: cGMP biosynthetic process; receptor guanylyl cyclase signaling pathway. Gene Ontology annotation, cellular component: extracellular region.